CACGGCACACAGAACUCAUCAGUGCUGCUGGACGUCCAGUAUGCCCCAAAAAACACAUCAUUGUCAGUGUUUCCCUCCGGCUCAGUGAUGAGGGCCAAUCCAGUGACUCUGAGCUGCAGCAGUGAUGCAAACCCAGCAGUGAACUACACCUGGUACAGAGACACUGAGAGACCUCUGAAUCCAGUUCAGACCGGACCAAACCUGACCAUCAACAACACCGACCCGACACACAGCGGACGAUACUACUGUACAGCUGAGAACAAACAUGGCACACAGAACUCAUCAGUGCUGCUGGACGUCCAGUAUGCUCCAAAAAACACAUUGUUGUCAGCGUUUCCCUCCGGCUCAGUGAUGAGGGGCAAUCCAGUGACUCUGAGCUGCAGCAGUGAUGCAAACCCAGCAGUGAACUACACCUGGUACAGAGACACUGAGAGACCUCUGAAUCCAGUUCAGACCGGACCAAACCUGACCAUCAACAACACCAACCCGACACACAGCGGACGAUACUACUGUACAGCUGAGAACAAACACGGCACACAGAACUCAUCAGUGCUGCUGGACGUCCAGUAUGCUCCUAAAAACACAUCCGUGAGGAUAAAUCCAGCUGGUUUAGUUCUGGAGGGCCGUUCAGUGACUCUGAGCUGCAGCAGUGAUGCAAACCCAGCAGUGAACUACACCUGGUACAGAGACACUGAGAGACCUCUGAAUCCAGUUCAGACCGGACCAAACCUGACUAUCAACAACACCGACCCGACACACAGCGGACGAUACUACUGUACAGCUGAGAACAAACAAGGCACACAGAACUCAUCAGUGCUGCUGGACGUCCAGUAUGCUCCAAAAAACACAUCAUUGUCAGCGUUUCCCUCCGGCUCAGUGAUGAGGGGCAAUCCAGUGACUCUGAGCUGCAGCAGUGAUGCAAACCCAGCAGUGAACUACACCUGGUACAGAGACACUGAGAGACCUCUGAAUCCAGUUCAGACCGGACCAAACCUGACCAUCAACAACACCGACCCGACACACAGCGGACGAUACUACUGUACAGCUGAGAACAAACACGGCACACAGAACUCAUCAGUGCUGCUGGACGUCCAGUAUGCUCCUAAAAACACAUCAGUGAGGAUAAAUCCAGCUGGUUUAGUUCUGGAGGGCCGUUCAGUGACUCUGAGCUGCAGCAGUGAUGCAAACCCAGCAGUGAACUACACCUGGUACAGAGACACUGAGAGACCUCUGAAUCCAGUUCAGACCGGACCAAACCUGACCAUCAACAACACUGACCCGACACACAGCGGACGAUACUACUGUACAGCUGAGAACAAACACGGCACACAGAACUCAUCAGUGCUGCUGGACGUCCAGUAUGCUCCUAAAAACACAUCCGUGUCUCUAAAUCCAGCUGGUUUAGUUCUGGAGGGCCGUUCAGUGACUCUGAGCUGCAGCAGUGAUGCAAACCCAGCAGUGAACUACACCUGGUACAGAGACACUGUGAGACCUCUGAAUCCAGUUCAGACCGGACCAAACCUGACCAUCUACAACACCGACCCGACACACAGCGGACGAUACUACUGUACAGCUGAGAACAAACACGGCACACAGAACUCAUCAGUGCUGCUGGACGUACAGUUUGCUCCAAAAAACACAUCAUUGUCAGCGUUUCCCUCCGGCUCAGUGAUGAGGGGCAAUCCAGUGACUCUGAGCUGCAGCAGUGAUGCAAACCCAGCAGUGAACUACACCUGGUACACAGAGACAGGAUCUCAGUUUGAGCUCCUCCAGACUGGAUAUAAUCACAGCUACAUUGUGACAAACCCUACACACGGUGCACGGUAUGGCUGUAAAGCUCAAAACCAGCAUGGCCACUGCAAUGCCUCAAUUCAACUGGAUGUUCAGUUUGCUCCCAAUAUCUCCAGCUCUUGCAGCCGAAGCAGUGUAACGAAGUGUGUCUGUGAGGCUCAUGGGAAUCCCUGCCCUACACUAGAGUGGCGUCUGUCCAGACAUGAGCUCUCUAACUCUGCAGAAACCUCCAUCAGUGAGGAGACGUUAGGAAGCACAGGAGUGAAGAGUGUCCUGACCAUCCAUCAGUCCCUCACAGACACGGACGUCCUGCAGUGUUUCGCACAAACAAACAAACUCGGCAGCGUCAGAGCCAGCCACAGUUUCAGGCCGUUUCCAUCCUCCGUCGUUGCUGCUCGGAGCUGCGGGCGGAGCCUCAAUGCUGAUGAUCCGGUGCAUCCUGAUGCUCUGCUCUGA
Cyprinus carpio (common carp) is the source of this 2247-nucleotide messenger RNA. RefSeq names its product B-cell receptor CD22-like. NCBI's taxonomy places the organism in Eukaryota, Metazoa, Chordata, Actinopteri, Cypriniformes, Cyprinidae. The transcript is spliced from 11 exons. The record is from RefSeq and is a predicted model, not a curated record. The coding region runs from base 88 to 2247 and encodes 719 amino acids.